CUCGCGUGAACCAGAGCGGUUCGAGUGGGCUCAGAAUGGAGCAAGAUUUUUUAGACCCGGGGAAUCUUCAGAUGAGAGCGAACGCGAAGUGGAGGACGAUGGAGGACAUGCGCAUGGAGGUGGAAGCCAUGGAGGAUGUUCACUUUCUGAAAUAAAGAAAAAGAGAAUGGUGAAUGAUGUAUCUAGGACGUCAGUAGAUGAAGACGUCGAAAAUGGCGAUGUUGACAUGUUGAAGGAC
Amoebophrya sp. A25 is the source of this 238-nucleotide messenger RNA. The record is from the annotation of a GenBank genome assembly. NCBI's taxonomy places the organism in Eukaryota, Dinophyceae, Syndiniales, Amoebophryaceae.